UGGCAUGCUUCCACGGAAGAAGCGCAGCGCCUCGAGGCGCCGCGCGAGAUCCAAGUUCUCCGGACGAUUCAGACCACGUUCAACCCCGCCGAGCCCGGUCUUCCCUGUUACAUCACCGAGCUGUACGGGCACGAGUACAUUCGUUCCAACCACCCAGACCACGACGGGCGGCCAAGAUACCACUCCGUCUCGUACUGGAAGCUGUACAACGGAAGGUCCGUCUACACGCGUUGGCUGUCGGGCCAGGUAAACCCUCCGGUCGUUGCGUGUGCCCGCAUGGUGCGGCAGGUCCUCAGCACGCUCCACUACCUGUACACGGCCGGGCCCGAGCCCAUUUUCAAUGGAGACUCGCAUUUUGGGAACAUAUGGGCGCACUGGACGGCCGAGGAGCCGCUGCCGGACUUUUACCUGGGCGACUUCUCUGAGGCCACGCUCGCCGAA
This is a messenger RNA of Thermothielavioides terrestris NRRL 8126, 441 nucleotides long. RefSeq lists its product as uncharacterized. The annotation marks the transcript as partial. NCBI's taxonomy places the organism in Eukaryota, Fungi, Ascomycota, Sordariomycetes, Sordariales, Chaetomiaceae. The record is from RefSeq and is a predicted model, not a curated record. The transcript has a single exon.